ACUACAUGGACAGCAGCGGUUCAAGAAGACAGCUCACCAUCGCCUUCUCAACGGCAACUAGGGAUGGGCAAUAAAUGCUGGCCCAGCCAGCAAAGCCCACAUCCCAUGAAUGAAUGAAUAAAAAAGACUCAGCUCAGGAUGGACGGGCUGGGGUCAAGGUUGCUGUUAGGGGAGAGAAGCAGCCGCAGUAGGAGGGGCCGAGGAGGUGGGAAAACAACAGCCUCCCUCUGAAUUAAUUCUACCAACUGGCUCUCAAAUUCUUUUAAAGACACCAACACUUUGGUCUGCAGACAUUCUCAAGAGGGCUAUUAUUUUUUGACCUUCUGUGCAGUGUUGAGCAGGAGUACAGCCUUUGCAUUAAGAAAUAGAGGUGUUUGUAAGGUUUUCUUCAUCAAAUGGAGGGCAGUGAGACUAUGCAACUGGUGGAACUUGUCCAAGUAAAGCAACUGUCUCAGGGAAGACUAUAAUCAUAACUGGAGCAAACACUGGUAUUGGAAAAGAAACUGCUAGAGAACUGGCCAGAAGAGGUGGCAGAGUUAUAAUGGCAUGUCGGGAUAUGGGGAAAUGUGAAACAGCAGCUCGAGAAAUUCGAUGUGAAACCCUGAGUCAUCAUGUAUAUGCCAGGCACCUUAAUCUUGCAUCACUUAAAUCGAUUCGAGCGUUUGCCAAAAAAGUAACUGAAGAGGAAGAGCAUAUAAAUGUGUUAAUUAACAAUGCUGGUAUUAUGCGAUGUCCUUACUGGAAAACAGAAGAUGGAUUUGAAAUGCAAUUUGGUGUAAAUCACCUUGGUCAUUUUUUGUUGACAAAUCUGUUGCUUGAGAAGCUGAAGAACUCUGGAAACGGCCGCAUCAUAAACGUAUCCUCACUAGCUCACAAAGUGGGGCAAAUUGAUUUCAAUGAUCUCAACUGGGAAAAGAAAAAAUAUGACACAAAGGCAGCAUAUUGUCAAAGUAAACUUGCAAACAUAUUGUUUACAAAGGAGUUGGCUAAAAGACUUCAUGGAAGUGGGGUUACAGUCAAUGCUGUGCACCCAGGGGUGACGAACACAGAACUUGGCAGACACACAGGAAUGCAUAAAUCAAAUUUUUCUAAUACAGUAUUGGGGCCCUUUUUUUUGUUUCUAGUAAAAUCACCACAUUUAGGAGCACAACCCUCCAUCUAUCUGGCUGUAGCAGAAGAGUUGGAAGGAAUAUCUGGAAAAUAUUUCAAUGUUAAUAAACAAGAGGAUUCUGCUCUGCAGGCCCUGGAUGAUGAGACAGCCAGGCAUCUGUGGGAAAUGAGUGCCAAAUUAGUGGGACUGAAAAAUGACAAUUUUGAUCCACAAUUCCAAAAUAAUUCCACUGUUAAUAUGGACAAUGUCAGAACGGUCUAAUAACACAACAUUAGUAACAGCACCAAGGAAAAUGAUGAGUGUUUAAUCGUGCAUCGAAAGGUAACAUUUACUUAUACUGUAAAUCACUCUCUGGCAUAUUUUGAAUUAUUAGAUUAUUGCUUUUAAUUGUCUUAAGUAUUUGUGAUGCAACACUACAUUUGUUUACCUCUACCCAUCUGUGCAUUGACUAUAUUAUACUAUUUAGCAUAUUUAAAAUAUACACAAAUACACAAUUUCCUUUUAUGGCAGUACUGUGGUAGAAUGCAGAUUUGCACCCCAACUUCCCUAAGAUUUGAAUUGAUCCUGCAAUGCAAUUGGUGAGGCAGCAACUCCAGUGCUUCCUUAUAGAGAGAGAGUAAUAAAGACAAGUCAUUGGUUAUUGCUGGGCAACUUUUAGUAGAGGAUUGAAAGCAGAGACAUGUACACACACUUUAUCCAUUAUAGGUUAAUGCAUAUCACAAGUAUGGGAAAACCUAGUGAAAAAGAAAAAACUUUUCUCCAAAUGGAAGUGUAUAAACUGCUCUCAUAUUUCUCUCAGUAUUGAAGUGAGAUGCUGUUGUUUUAGUGUAAGGGCUGUUGUAAUUACUAGUAUUACCAACAGGUGUCUCUCAAUUGUUUCAUACUUUUUGUAUUAAAUUAACAUUAAAAUGUAUAAUCUUUUAUCAAUCAAAA
Molecule: messenger RNA, 2044 nt
Organism: Carcharodon carcharias (great white shark)
Lineage: Eukaryota; Metazoa; Chordata; Chondrichthyes; Lamniformes; Lamnidae
Product: retinol dehydrogenase 13-like
Exons: 7
Coding region: 542-1372 (276 amino acids)
Source: RefSeq, a predicted model, not a curated record